Messenger RNA from Ochlerotatus camptorhynchus, 432 nucleotides. RefSeq lists its product as uncharacterized. NCBI's taxonomy places the organism in Eukaryota, Metazoa, Arthropoda, Insecta, Diptera, Culicidae. Gene Ontology annotation, molecular function: structural constituent of chromatin; DNA binding; protein heterodimerization activity. Gene Ontology annotation, cellular component: nucleosome. The record is from RefSeq and is a predicted model, not a curated record. The transcript has 2 exons. Bases 1 to 432 code for a protein of 143 amino acids.
AUGGACGACUGUCACCACAAAACUGAAAAAAAGCUGCUCGAAUCCAGCAAAGCGGUGCAUUUUGACGGUUCGAUUCUGGGGUUGGCAACUAAGACCGCCUGCAAGAGCGCUCCAGCCACCGGAGGAGUAAAGAAGCCUCAUGGCUACCGGCCAGGCACCGUCGCUCUGCAUGAGAUCCGUCGUUAUCAGAAAUCGACCGAACUGCUGAUCCGCAAGUUGCCUUUCCAGCGUCUGGUCCGUGAAAUUGCCCAGGACUUCAAGACCGAUCUGCGCUUCCAGAGCUCAGCUGUUAUGGCUCUACAGGAAGCUAGCGAGGCUUAUCUGGUCGAUCUGUUCGAAAAUACCAACCUGUGUGCCAUCCACGCCAAGCGUGUCACAAUCAUGCCAAAGGACAUCCAGCUGGCUCGUCGUAUCCAUGGUGAACGCGUUUAA